ACGUUUUUUUUUCAAAUCGUUUAUUUAUCAAAUUUGUGUGCGCACUAAAGUGACAUAGACAGGCAAUCAGACAUCUAAAAUUCUUUGUUUUUUUUUGUUGAAUUGAAAAUGGCACCAACUGAAUCAAAUUCUGAAUUUUUGCUUGCAAUCGUGCAUGAAUUUUUAUUGAGAAAAGAUCGUAAUUUGGCUGGUGUAUUUAAAUCAAAAUGUAACUCGCCGGUUUUACCGAAAGACUCGCCCAAACUGGAAGAUGUGCUUGCAUUUUAUGCAAAAAGUUCCAAUAAAAUUCCAAAACUCAAAGCACCAUCAUCGGAUUCAGAUGACAGUAGUUCUGAAGAUGAAAAACCAGCUCAAAAACCAGCCGCUAAUAAAACAGCGGCCAAAGUAAUUCCGGCAAAAGCAGCUACUAAAAAAGACAGUAGCAGUUCAGAAGAGAGCAGUUCAGAUGAGGAAGAUAAAAAACCAGUGCAAAACAAAUCCAUUUCAAAACCAACGCCGGUAAAACCCGUAGCGAAAAAGGAUAGCAGCAGCUCGGAUAGCAGUGCAGACGAGGACGAAAAACCAAAAUCAAAGGCACCACCAGCUAAAAGUACACCGACACAAAAACCUUCAACCAAAAAAGAUACUAGUUCCGAUUCGGAGAGCGACAGUAGUUCGGAAGAUGAAAAACCGGCUGCCAAAAAGGUGGCCGCGGUCACUGCGAAAGCAGCACCAGUCAAGGUAACACCACAAAAGAAACAAGAAUCAUCUGAUGACAGCAGCGAUUCCGACUCAUCGGAGGAUGGCAAGAAAACAGUAAAGCCAGUCGCCAAACCAGUUGCCGCAGCAAAGGCUGUAACCAUUAAGAAAGAGAGUUCAAGUGACGACUCUGACAGUGAAGAAGAGAAAAAACCGGCACCUGCUAAAGCUGUGACACAAAAGAAAGCGGAGUCGUCAGAGGACAGCGACACCGAUUCAUCGGAAGAUGAAAAACCCAAAACAGUUGCUGCAAAAACUACAGCUCAGCCAGCAAAGGCAAUAGUUAAAACAAAGAAAGAUAGUUCUGAUGAAGACAGUGACAGCGAUGAUUCGGACGAUGAAGAAGCUAAAAAGAAGACAACAGUCGCUGCAAAAGCAACACCAGCCAAACCAACACCAGCCAAACCAACACCAAAAAAGAAACAAGAAUCAUCUGAUAGCAGUGACUCCGAUUCAUCGGAAGAUGAAAAGAAAACAGUAAAACCAGUGACCAAGCCUGCUGUUGUAACCAAGCCUGCGGUUAAAGCCAACAAAAAGAGCUCAAGUUCAAGCGAUGAUUCCGACAGUGAAGAUGAUAAGCCGACUCCGGCAAAAGCAACACCGGCUAAAACAGUCGCAAAACCACUUGUCAAAAAAGAAUCGAGUUCUGAAUCAGAGAGUGACAGUGACUCAGACGACAAAACAGUAAAAAAGCCAUCGGUCGCCGCAAAGAAAGUGACCACGCCAAAUAAAGUGGCCACCAAAUCAUCAUCAUCUGAAGAUAGUAGCUCAGAAGAAGAGGCUUCAAAGAAAAAGGCACCGACUACACCAGCACAAAAAGUUGUUCAAAAAGUGUCAAAGAAAGAGAGUUCAAGUUCCGACUCAAGUGAUGACAGUGAUGAUGAACCGGCAAAAAAGAAGCCUGCUGUGAAAGCGCCACUCACCAAUGGAAAGGCCACCGUAAAUGGUAAAUCACCUUCAUCGGAAGACAGUAGCUCAGAUGAAGAGGAAACUGCAGCAAAAAAGCCAAAAUUAGCAAAUAACUCAGUUGCUAAAAAGAAAGAUUCAUCAUCGUCGGACUCAAGCGAUAGCGACGAUGAAAAAGAAAAAUCAGUGGCAAAAACAACAGCCAAAUUGUCACCAACAAAAACAAGUACGCCGCAUAAUACAUUGAAGUACGGUAAUUUUGUAUCGGGUGGUAUAAUGCAACCAACCAUUAAGAAACCGGCUAAGGAAUCAUCAAGUGAAGAUUCCUCCGAUAGUGAAGAACAAAAACCAGUCGUACAAAAUAAUGCUACGCCAGCUGGUGGUAAAAAGAGAAAAUUUUCCGCGUCGGAAGAUACUGAAACACCAAUCGCCAAGAAGGCAAAUAACACAAAUAAUUCAUUUAAUAAAAGCUCAAAUUCAAAAUCAAACACACCAUUUAGACGAGUUAAAACCGAAGAAGUCGAAGUCGACGAACGCUUGGCAAAUAAUUCAUUUGAUGCAAAGAAAGGAGCAAAAGGAUCGUGGGGUCAAAAAGCAAAUGAGAUUUUAAAGCAUACACGCGGUAAAUCAUUUAGACAUGAAAAAACAAAGAAAAAGCGCGGAAAUUACAAAGGCGGUCUUAUUGAUUCAGUAAAUGUAAACUCCGUUAAAUUUGAGGAUUAAAAUGUACGAAUACAAAACGAACGGA
Molecule: messenger RNA, 2392 nt
Organism: Contarinia nasturtii (swede midge)
Lineage: Eukaryota; Metazoa; Arthropoda; Insecta; Diptera; Cecidomyiidae
Product: nucleolar protein dao-5-like
Exons: 7
Coding region: 109-2367 (752 amino acids)
Cellular component (GO): nucleolus; nucleoplasm
Source: RefSeq, a predicted model, not a curated record